CUCAUCUAUGGUAAAUCUCCGACGUAAAAUUGCCGGUGGAGAUUACAAAAAGAAGGACUAAAUCCCAGUGCGAGCCGUUUACAGUUAUGUUCUGAAUUUCCCACUUCUAACUACAAACAAAUUCAUAUUUUCUGACCAAAUCUCAAACAAAUUCCUCACCAAAAUGGCGGAUCCGAUCCCAGCGCAUCACAGAUCCGCCACCAACCUCUUCUCCGAUCCACUCGACUCCCACCCUCUCUGGUUCAAACCGGCAUCCUUCCUCUCCCCUGACUUCGAUUCAGAAUCCUACAUUUCCGAACUCCGAACCUUCGUUCCCUUCGACACUCUCCGUUCAGAGCUUAACAACUAUCUUUCGUCGCUGAAUCAUGAACUCAUUGAUCUCAUUAACCGCGAUUACGCUGAUUUUGUUAACCUAAGUACUAAGCUUGUUGAUGUGGAUGCUGCUGUGGUGAGGAUGAGGGCACCGUUGGUGGAGCUUAGGGAGAAGAUUGAGCAGUUUAGGGGAUCUGUGGAUGUGUCGCUUGUGGCUAUUAAGAAUGGUUUGAAGCAAAGAUCUGAAGCGGCUUCGGCGAGAGAGACUUUGGAGCUUCUCCUUGAUACGUUUCACGUUGUUUCUAAGGUUGAAAAACUAAUAAAAGAGCUUCCCAGUGUACCCUCUGACUGGUCAAAUGGAGAUGUGAGUUUACCGGAGAAAAAUUCAUUGAGCAAUGGGGUUUCUGUGCAGCAUGUUGAGAACGGCACAAGUGUCAGAGAGACUCAAAGUAUGCUGCUGGAAAGAAUUGCCAGCGAGAUGAACAGGCUAAAAUUCUAUGUUACACAUGCAAAGAACCUGCCUUUUAUUGAGAAUAUGGAGAAGAGGAUUCAAAAUGCAAGCCUAUUAGUAGAUGCAAGCCUGGGACAUUGCUUUGUUGAUGGUCUUGAACACCGGGAUGCAACUGCAAUUUACAAUUGCUUACGUGCAUAUGCUGCCAUUGAUAACACCAAGAAUGCAGAAGAAACCUUCCGAGUUACUGUUGUGGCUCCAUUGAUACAGAAGAUUAUCCCACAUGGGUCAUCAGCUGUGGCUGCUGGAUCAUCUGGGGAUGGGCUUGAAAAUGAUUAUCAACAAAUUAAGGAGUGCAUUGAUAGAGACUGUAAAUUUUUAUUGGAUAUUUCUUCAGCUGAAAAUUCAGGUUUACACGUCUUUGACUUCUUGGCCAAUUCAAUCCUUAGAGAGGUCCUCUUUGCUAUUCAGAAGGGAAAACCAGGUGCAUUUUCUCCUGGAAGACCAACAGAGUUCUUGAAAAAUUACAAUUCUAGCUUGGAGUUCUUGGCUUUUCUAGAAGGCCACUGUCCGUCCAGAUCUGCUGUGGCUAAAUUUCGAUCCGAAACUAUUUAUACCGAGUUCAUGAAGCAAUGGAAUCUUGGAGUGUAUUUUUCGUUGAGAUUUCAGGAAAUAGCAGGGUCUUUAGAUUCUGUACUGACAACAUCCAGUCUUGUCCCCAUUCCAAAUUUAGAUCCCGGCGAAGCAAAUUAUCAAGACUUAACACUAAAACAAAGUGUAACUCUGUUGGAUAGUUUGAGAUUUUGCUGGAGAGAAGAUGUUCUUGUCCUUUCUUGUUCUGACAAGUUCCUUCGCCUAUCCUUGCAGCUUCUUUCUAGAUACUCAAAUUGGCUGUCAUCUGGAUUGACUGCACGCAAGAGUCACAGUACAAGCACUAGCACUGGGCGCGAAUGGGCUGCUUCAGCUGUCAUAGAUGACUUUAUCCUUGUUAUUCAUGAUAUCAGAUGUUUGGAGGAGCAUGUUCGUGGUGAUUACUUACAACAUGUGGUCCAGGUUUUAUCUUCAUGCUCCUCCGAUGUUCUUGAAUCAGUAAGGCAGAGCAUUUUACAGAGUGGUCAAUCCUUGAAAUCUUUAGAACCUUUAGUCGUCAAAGCAGUGGUGGAGUCACUGGUAGAAAAGUCAGUCGAGGACUUGAGACAAAUGAAGGGGAUAACAGCAACUUACAGGAUGACUAAUAAACCUCUACCUGUUAGGCAUUCACCAUAUGUUACGGGAGUAUUACGUCCACUAAAGGUAUGUGACAUUGAUUAGGUUUUGUGGUUUAUAUUAUUUUCUCCCUGAUUAUUUCUUUUCGUAGUUAGCUGGAUUUAAACACAAUGCGAUAGUGAUUUAUUUCUAGUACGAUGUUGAGUCUGAUAUAUUUAUGGUAAUUGGUUUCCUUAUUACUCCCUCUGGUCCUAUUUACAAGAGACACGUAUAAUUUUUUGUGGCCCUUUAUAUAAGAGACUGUUAAAUUGAUAAAUUUCCUUGAAAACCCCUAUAUUAUUAAUAAAUUUUAUUUUCACAAAAUAUUCCCCAUACAAGGAGACAUUAAUGCUAUACACUCACCUAUUUCCACACCCAUUCCACUGCAUGAGGCACACAAAAGGUAUUCAACAUUAAACCAUGAUGGUUUAA
Messenger RNA from Vicia villosa (hairy vetch), 2440 nucleotides. Its product is annotated as conserved oligomeric Golgi complex subunit 2-like. Lineage: Eukaryota; Viridiplantae; Streptophyta; Magnoliopsida; Fabales; Fabaceae. The transcript is spliced from 9 exons. The coding region runs from base 164 to 2074 and encodes 636 amino acids. Gene Ontology annotation, cellular component: COG complex; membrane. Gene Ontology annotation, biological process: Golgi organization; protein transport; intra-Golgi vesicle-mediated transport. The record is from RefSeq and is a predicted model, not a curated record.